Penaeus monodon (black tiger shrimp) is the source of this 3953-nucleotide messenger RNA. RefSeq names its product RNA polymerase-associated protein CTR9 homolog (gene Ctr9). Gene Ontology annotation, molecular function: RNA polymerase II complex binding. The transcript has 18 exons. Gene Ontology annotation, biological process: regulation of DNA-templated transcription. Bases 86 to 3604 code for a protein of 1172 amino acids. Lineage: Eukaryota; Metazoa; Arthropoda; Malacostraca; Decapoda; Penaeidae. The record is from RefSeq and is a predicted model, not a curated record. Gene Ontology annotation, cellular component: Cdc73/Paf1 complex.
UGGCACAUCUAGCAGAUGCUCCCGGCCAAUGUUUACAUGCGAGGAAAAGUGCGACUUGUUGGGGUAAUUGAAGAAUACCGACAGAAUGUCGGGUUGUAUCGAAAUCCCGCUACGGGAUAGCGAUGAGGUUAUUGAAUUGGAUUUGGAAUCUUUACCUGAGGGAGAUGAAGUGCUCGGCAUUCUCACCAACGAGAAGGUCCCACUCAAUUAUUGGGUUGACCUUGCUGUUGAGUACUAUAAACAAAAGAAGGAAGAGGACUUUGUACGUAUCUUGGAAGCAAGCAGGACAGAUGCCAACACCAUGUACAGAGAGUCUGAGAAGGAUCAGAUGCGGUCAUAUGACACACUGGCAGCCUAUUAUGUGCAGUUGGCCAACAAAGAGAAAGAUAAGACUGCAAAGAAGGAACUGUUCCAGAAAGCAACUUACCUUUACACAACAGCAGAUAAAAUCAUUAUGUACGACCAGAAUCAUCUCUUGGGCCGAGCAUACUUCUGUUUGCUGGAGGGAGAUAAGAUGGAACAAGCUGAUGCACAGUUCAACUUCGUACUCAAUCAGUCUGCCAAUAACAUCCCAUCUUUGUUAGGCAAAGCGUGUAUUGCUUUCAACAAAAAGGAUUAUAGAGGUGCUUUGGCAUUUUAUAAGAAGGCUUUGCGAACAAAUCCCAAUUGCCCGGCUGCUGUUCGGCUUGGUAUGGGCCAUUGCUUUAUGAAACUGGGAAACCAAGACAAGGCUCGUUUGGCCUUUGAGCGGGCAUUGGAAUUAGAUGGAAUGUGUGUUGGAGCUCUUGUUGGGUUAGCAGUGUUAGAACUCAAUGAAAAGAAACCAGAAAACAUUCGUAGAGGAGUGCAGAUGUUGUCGAAAGCAUACAACAUUGAUUCUACAAAUCCUAUGGUUUUAAAUCAUCUGGGUAACCACUUUUUCUUCAAACAGGACUUUCAAAAAGUACAGCACCUUGCUCUCCAUGCUUUCCACAACACCGAAAAUGAAUCUAUGCGUGCUGAGUCAUGCUACCAGAUGGCUAGAGCAUUUCACGUGCAAGAAGAUUACUCACAAGCCUUCCAGUACUACUACCAGGCCACCCAGUAUGCAGCGCCAAACUUUGUUCUACCCCAUUAUGGUCUUGGUCAGAUGUAUAUUAACAGAGGAGAUACUGAAAAUGCUGCUCAGUGUUUUGAAAAAGUACUGAAAGCUCAGCCAGGUAACUAUGAAACCAUGAAGAUCCUUGGUUCUCUUUAUGCCAGCUCAACAUCUCAGAGUAAGAGAGAUUUGGCUAAGCAGCAUCUCAAAAAGGUGACAGAGCAGUACAGUGAGGAUGUGGAGGCCUGGAUUGAACUUGCCCAGAUCUUAGAAGGCAGUGACCUCCAGGGAUCCUUGUCUGCAUACCACAAGGCCACCAAACUCUUGCAAGACCUUGUGCAGAUGGACAUCCCUCCAGAAAUUCUCAACAAUAUAGCUGCUCUUCAUUUCAGACUCGGCAAUUACGAAGAAGCCCAGAAGUACUUCAAGGAAGCCUGGGAACGCUGUGAUGCAGAGAAGGACCAGGAUCCACAGUACUAUUCCUCCAUUUCUGUCACCAUCAAGUAUAACACUGCACGUCUUCAUGAAAUGUUCUGCCAGUUUGACAAGGCAGAAAAGCUCUAUAAGGAAAUUCUUCAGGAUCAUCCAAACUAUGUGGAUUGCUAUCUAAGACUGGGUUGUAUGGCAAGAGACCGUGGCCAGAUUUAUGAUGCUUCUGAUUGGUACAAAGAAGCCCUGCGUAUGAACAAUGAACAUCCUGAUGCCUGGUCCUUGAUGGGAAACCUUCAUCUGGCCAAGAAUGAAUGGGGUCCCGGACAGAAGAAAUUUGAACGUAUCUUGAAGAAUCCCAGCACCACAAAUGACUCCUACUCCCUCAUUGCCUUGGGAAACGUAUGGCUAACAACACUACACCAGCCGAACCGUGACAAGGAAAAGGAGCAGAAGCACCAGGACCGAGCCCUUGCCAUGUACAAAACUGUCCUUCGUUCUGACCCAAGAAGUAUCUGGGCUGCUAAUGGCAUUGGUGCUGUAUUGGCUCACAAAGGUUACAUCAAUGAGGCACGUGAUAUAUUUGCCCAGGUGCGAGAGGCAACAGCCGAUUUCAGUGAUGUCUGGAUGAAUAUUGCCCACAUCUAUGUAGAGCAGAAACAAUAUAUUAAUGCUAUACAGAUGUAUGAAAAUUGCCAGAAAAAGUUCUUCAAGUAUCCAAAUGUAGAGGUUCUUGGGUAUCUUGCUCGAGCAUACUUCAAGGCAGUAAAGCUGAAGGAGGCCAAGUAUACACUUCUCAAGGCUCGUCAUGUUGCUCCACAUGAUACCGUCAUCCUGUACAACUUGGCACUGGUGUUGCAACGACUAGCCACACAAGUGCUUCGUGAUGAAAAAUCCAACCUGAAGACUGUGUUAGCAGCUGUACAUGAGCUAACAUUAGCUCAAAAGUACUUCCAGCAUCUCAGUGUCAAUGGAGAUCGUCUGAAAUAUGACUUGGGGGCUGCAGCUGCGGAAGCCAGCCAGUGCCGUGACUUGCUCUCUCAGGCUCAGUACCACGUUGCUCGUGCCCGCAGGCAAGAUGAUGAAGAAAAGGCACUCAGGCGUAAGCAGGAUGAAGAAAGGCAAGCUCUCAAGCAGAAGGUUGUGGAGGAGAGACAGAAGAUGGAAGAGAGGAGGAGGCUGAUGAUCGAAGAGAGGAUGAAAGCUCGAGAACAGUACAAGGAGAAAAUGAAGAAUGCUGUCAUCAUAAACGAACCAGUCGAACCUGCAAGGAAAGGAGGAAGAGGCAGGAAGAGAGAUGUGGAAAUCCUCUCAGAUGGAUCUGGUGGAGGAAGUGGACCUGAGGGGGAGAGCCGACCCAAGAAGGGCAGAGGAAGGAAGAAGAAGGAACCAGGGGAAAGGAAAAAGCGAGGCAGGAAAAGCAAGCAGGGAAGUGAUGAUGAGGAUGACGACCAGCCCCGAGGCCGCAAGAGAGGGAAGGGAGGAGCCAAGGGCAGGAAGAAGGCCUCAGAAGACGGCCUUUCAGCCAAGCAGAAGGGACGUAUUGUGUCCAAGGCAACCAUUUCAGACUCCUCAGAUGACUCGGACAACGAGCGCCUCAAAAUUGCCAGUGGAUCAGAUAGUGAGGGUGGAAAGAGCAAACGUCGAAGGGUCAUGUCAAAUUCGGAUUCCUCGAGGUCUCGCUCCAGGUCAAGAUCUGGGUCAAGGAAGUCCUCACGAUCAAGGUCACGUUCCAAAUCUGGAUCAAGGUCACGCUCAAGGUCAAAGUCCGGCUCUCGCUCCAGGAGUCGCAGUGGAUCCAGGAGAAGUGGCUCAGGAUCGCGAUCCAGGUCACGCAGUCGUUCUCGUUCUGGUAGCAGAUCCCCGGCUAGAUCAAGGUCUGGUUCACGUUCCCCAGCAAAAUCACGGUCAAGGUCAAGAUCUGGAUCGAGGUCAAAGUCAAGGUCACGUUCUAGGUCUAGAUCCGGCUCGCCUCGCUCUAGGUCCGGCUCUCGCUCACCAGCCAGGUCAGGCUCAGGGUCUCCCCGCUCCAGGUCUGGGUCACGCUCCCCUGCUAAAUCCGGGUCAGAAGUUGGCAGGGCGAGUGACAGUGAGUAAACGGGUGUUGGGGUUUUGGCCAUUCAGCAUUUUGGCUUCAUCCAUCAGUUAUGAAAACUGCAUACUUUUUUUGAGGUGGAUUUUAUUGUUUACAUAUUUCUUAGCAUUACAAAUUUGUCAUUGUGAGGAAUAUUCAUUAUCAUUAAAAGUAGAAGGCAAAAUGUCAUACAGUUUUUUAGGUAACAGUACCUAUGUAUAGACUGGUUUCUUAAAGAGAUUUGGCUGUCUAUGUGUAGACAGAUUUCAUAGAGUUUUGGCUGUCUAAUCUACCUAUCAUGAAUGUACAGAACAAUGAAAUCUACAUGUAUCAAGCAUGUAUACAAUAGGUAUUAUGCAUUAUUGAUGAUUC